GCUGGUCAGACAUCGGCACUCAGUGAAUGCUGAUGUACAGAACAGAUCAAGCAUAUGAUGGCCUUCAUUGAGCAAGAAGCCAAUGAAAAAGCCGAAGAAAUUGAGGCGAAGGCAGAAGAGGAGUUUAACAUAGAGAAAGGUAGGCUGGUUCAGCAGCAGAGAGUGAAGAUCAUGGACUUCUACGAGAAAAAGGAGAAGCAAGUGGAGUUGCAGAGAAAGAUUCAAGCUUCGAAUAUGCUAAACCAGGCAAGGCUCAAGGUUCUGAAAACAAGGGAGGACCAUGUGAAGAACAUUGUUGAUGAGAAUGUCAGACGACUUGGAGAUGUCACAAAGAACCAGCAGAAGUACGCACAGAUUCUAGAAGGUCUUAUCGUGCAGGGUCUGUUCCAACUACUGGAACACACUGUUGUGAUCAGAUGUCGGCAGAAGGAUGUGGCACUGGUUGAGUCGGUGUUUCCCAGUGCUGUCACUCAAGUUAAGGCUGCGACUGGUACAAACGUGAAGCUAAGCAUCGACAAGGAGAGCUAUCUCCCUGCAGAAAUUGCUGGGGGCAUAGAGCUACUGGCCAAUCAAGGAAAGAUAAAAGUCAUUAAUACCCUUGAACAACGGCUGCAGAGUACAGUUGAGCAGAUGAUUCCAGAGAUCAGGGCAAUACUAUUUGGAGUUAAUCCCAACAGGAAACAUUUGGACUAAAGAUGCAGGAUGGAACUACGUCUAGCAAAUACACUUUAAAUUGAGUGGUGUGCUACGAUUUCUCUCGGUUUGCCAGUAUAAUCCCAUAUAUUGUUUUACAUAUAGUUUUGUUUACAAACUAGCCUAAACCUGGCAAAUAAAGCUAUGGCUUCAUAUUACAUUAUGGGUUUGAAUUUACAAAAUUUGUCAUUUGUCAAAUGCAUCUAACCUGAUAACUGAAAUAAUUUCCAAGCAUCAAUAUUCCAUUUGGCUGAGUAUUCACAUAGACUAAGAAUAACUUAGUUAUUCUUACUCUAUGGUAUUCCUCAGUGAGGUGCCUGAUGAUCAACAUUCCUUAUUAGCGGUGCCACCAGCAAGGCUAAUAUCUAUAUGUGACCUGUUGGAAUAGUAAGAUGUAUAAUAUAAUAUCUCGGUAUGGCAGGUAGAAAAUGUGGCAGUAAUGUGUCUAAUUUAUUAAGUUUAUGAAUAAAUAUGGUAAAUAUAAGGAUUAAAGAGGCAAUGUCAUUAUUAGAACGAAACGGUGUCUAGGUAAUAAAUGUUUCUUUCAUAGAGAGGUGUGGCCAUAUGUGCUACACUUGUAAUUUAAUCGAGUAACUAACAUAGUGAAUCAUGUUCUGAUUAAAUGGUACAGUGGUAUAGUAUAUCAUUGCUGCAAUGAAAAUGGACCUAUAGUUGAUAUCUGUCAGAAAAUGGCAAAGGGAAAGAACGUGCUGCAAUUUGCUACAUAUAUCAUUGUAGUUGUUUUUGUUAACAAUAAAACGUGCAAGUAAAAUAACCA
This is a messenger RNA of Priapulus caudatus, 1471 nucleotides long. RefSeq names its product V-type proton ATPase subunit E-like. The transcript has 7 exons. Gene Ontology annotation, biological process: proton transmembrane transport. Gene Ontology annotation, cellular component: proton-transporting two-sector ATPase complex, catalytic domain. The record is from RefSeq and is a predicted model, not a curated record. Gene Ontology annotation, molecular function: proton-transporting ATPase activity, rotational mechanism. Bases 55 to 693 code for a protein of 212 amino acids. Lineage: Eukaryota; Metazoa; Priapulida; Priapulimorpha; Priapulimorphida; Priapulidae.